This is a messenger RNA of Hermetia illucens (black soldier fly), 748 nucleotides long. Its product is annotated as guanyl-specific ribonuclease pgl-1-like. The transcript has 3 exons. Lineage: Eukaryota; Metazoa; Arthropoda; Insecta; Diptera; Stratiomyidae. The record is from RefSeq and is a predicted model, not a curated record. The coding region runs from base 179 to 574 and encodes 131 amino acids.
CUUUCCGUUGCAUCAGUCCAGAGUCAGAUUUCUUUCAGAUCAAGAACGCUUGCAGGGAUAUUUCUCGGUUGAGUCGUCUCAGUUCUAGUGUGGUUGAUAAUCAAAUAUAAAACAAUUAAGUGUUAAUUGUUUACAAUCUCGGUUAAAUCAAAUAAUUAUAGGGGCUACAACAGUCAACAUGUUGAAGUUUUUGUGUGUUUUAUUGAUCGCAGUUUCCAUUACGAGUGGAUUACCAGCAGAUGAUGUACCGCAAAAGGACUUGAAAAUUCAACAAUCUGUCCCUAGUCCUGCCGCACAAGAACCAGUUCCUGCAACUUCAUUGAAGACCGACGCUGAACACGCUGGUGAUGAAACAUUGAGCGGAGCAGAUAAUAAAGAUGAGAGUUUAGAUCGAUCAGAAACUAUUUGGGGAUUCGGCUUUGGACGGCCAUAUUACGGCGGAUGGGGUGGAUAUAGAAGUUAUGGAGGAUAUGGCGGAUGGGGCGGAUAUGGCGGAUGGGGUGGAUACGGCGGUUGGGGUCGAGGUUACUAUGGAGGCUGGCGAAGACCAUACUACGGAUAUUGGGGCUGGUAAUUGAAUUUCAACCGUUUUCAGAGGAAAUCGGUUCGAAUUUGACAAUUAUUUGAUAUUAUUUAAAAUAUAUUUGUAGAUAUUGAAAUCAUAUGCUGGGAUCGUCUAUGAGACCUGCAUUCAGAAGAAUAUGAUUAAGGACAACUGUUUUUGAAUAAAAAAUUUAGAAACUCCAAA